Messenger RNA from Planococcus citri (citrus mealybug), 2795 nucleotides. Its product is annotated as constitutive coactivator of peroxisome proliferator-activated receptor gamma-like. Gene Ontology annotation, cellular component: nucleus. The record is from RefSeq and is a predicted model, not a curated record. The coding region runs from base 287 to 2416 and encodes 709 amino acids. Lineage: Eukaryota; Metazoa; Arthropoda; Insecta; Hemiptera; Pseudococcidae. The transcript is spliced from 9 exons.
UUCUGGGAAAGCAGAGAAAAGAAAGAAGAAAUCGUCUGUCUCUGUUUGGCGUCAGUCAUGUGCAUUCAUAUUUCAUGUGAUCAGCGGUAAAAAUCUGAGUUCGUUCGCGUUGUUUUAUCUAUUCAAAGCUAGUGAAAGACUGAUAUCUAUUCUGUUAGAAAAGUCUUUGUAUUCGAGUCAACGUGUUUCCGUUUCGUGCGUUCAUUUGAUCAGCGUUCUCUUCUACUUUAUUGUAAUAAUCAUCACGUAAAGUUAGUUUAAAUUGCUUCAGCUCACCUUCAACAACAUGGGUGUUCGAGGUUUGCAAUCAUUCUUGGAACAGAACUGUCCAUGCGCUUGUCCAGUCGUAAACGUGGCUACUCUAGCUAAAAAAUACAAAAACGAGACUGGAAAAGACGCCGUAAUCGUAGUGGAUACCCAAACGUUGUUUUGGACUUUAUGUAAAGGUAUGGAUUGGAUCAUCGGAUACGAAAUACAAGAAUACCUUCAUCGAUUACGUACACUCGUCGAGUCUUUUCAAGAAAGUGGCAUCAAGUUGGUUUUCUUCGUAAGCGGCGUAGCAGCUAAAGCAUCUAAAAAGAAAAAGUUGUUUAGUCGUAGAGCUGGUAAUUUACACGAUACGAUAGAUCUGUGUGUUUUUCUCGAGAAGAAAGGGGUAGCUACGAAGUUCAUUCCUGAGAAAUACGCUUCGUUACCGCCUUCGGUGGGGUUCUUUACGUCGAUGUUAUUGAAGCAUGUUUUUAAUUGCGAAGUGUACAUGACGAUUAACGAUUACAUUCAAGAAAUCAUCGAAUACGUGCAUAAAAACGAUUGUAUGGCGAUUUUCACCCAAGACUCGGAUUUCAUCGUGAGCGAUAUCAACGACUGCUUGGUAUUAUCGGCGAGAAACUUUGACCAAGAGAAAAUGACAACGAUCCUGUACGAUCGCCAGGCAUUGGCUAUGAUUUUAGAAAUCGCAAUCGAACAGUUACCUAUAGUGGCGAUUUUGGCUGGAUGCGAUUGUAUUGAUUACGAAGUCUUGAAGGAUUUCCAUCGAUCGUUAUGCGGUGUGCAUCCGUCAUGGUAUUGGUAUAAACUCUCGUACAAAGAAGUGAUGACUGCGAUAGGUCGAUACAUAAAUACGUUAUCAGAUCUUCCUAUAGACAAAGUAUUGGAAUCGAUUUGCGUCAAAGUGGCCGGAAAUACAUCCUUAGACUCGGUGAAAUCCGCCUACUAUGGUUAUCAACUGCAGAAGAAACCCGAUAACGCUGAUGAGAUCAAGAAAACGUCGACUAAAUGGUCGGAAAUAUUGGGCGUAGCUCUAAAUCGACAUAAAAAUAUGAUCGCACCUGCUUGUAUCUGGACGAUUUUAACCGAUCAGUUUUUCGAGCUAAGCGUUGCGUUCGAAGAUCUGAGGAAAGUCUCCACAAAUAGAAAUCAGCCGUCUCAUUCUCAGUUCAUAUCGAGUGCUGCGAUUACACGAGUGUUGAGGCAGCGAUUAUAUGGAAUUUUGAUGAACGAAUCCGAGCACAGUGUCGAUGUAGGAGUUGAGGAAUGGUGCGCUGAAAAUGUUUACAGUUAUCGACAGCCGAUUAUUGUUAAACCGAUAGCAUCUAAAGUUCAAUAUCCAGGAUUACUUCAAUUGUGGAGUAAUGAGAAGAGCGACGAACUCGGCGAAACUAAAUGGAAAUUGUUUUUAUCGAUUAUUUCGCCGAGUAUUACGUCGAUCGAUGAUUGGUGUUCGUUAAGUCCAGAUUUAAUUGGUAUUGCAGCUGCUCUGUUCUAUCUGAUUGAUCAAAAGUUCAUGAAUGAAGACGAAGUGAACGCUGUCCUGGCUACGAUCGCCACAUUCUCGUUGUACAGCAGGGAAGCAUUGAACGAGUUGGAUUACGGUCUUCAUCAUUCCAGAUGUACGCACAUUAGCGUUUGUCUGAUCAGAACUUUCACGUUCGUUGUGACAGCGAUGGCAGCUUGUGGAUAUCCAGUGCCUCUUUCCGGCGAAUUGAUUUAUUUGAAACUCGAAGCCAAAUUGUUUCAAAUCAAGUUCAGGCAAAUGUUAGAAAAGAAGACCAUCGAAGAGUUGUGCGAAAAUAACGAUAAAUGUAUCGAAAUAUUCAAUCGACUGAAGAAGGUUCUAAGUCCACUUUUUCGAAAACCUUCCAUCGACGAAGUAGACAAUAAAAUUUCCGAAAAACCAGCCGAUGUAGGAAAUAAGCCAUUGGAAGAAGAGAAACCAGCUGAUGUAGGAAAUAAGCCAUUGGAGGAAGAAAAACCAGCUGACGACGGAGAUAAACAAUCGAAAGAAGAGAAACCAGCCGAUGAUGGAGAUAAGCAAUCGAAGGAAGAAAACCCAGCUAAACCAGCUGAUGAUGGAAAUGAAAAAUCGGAAGAAGACAUUCUCUCAGCGAAGUUGGUAGAAAUCUUGAAUGUAUCGUAAUACGUAACUCGAAGAGCGAUUAAAUUCUCUCGCUUCGUGUAUUCGGUGAUAUUCUUACCGCGACUGUUUCUUUUUUAUCGUAGUUUUUAAUUGUUUUAAUCGACGUUUUUUUUAUCGGGAAAUUUGUUUUGCAUUAAUUUUAAGGUUUUAUGAAGGUUGUUUCUAUUUUUUAAGUGUUUAUUGCAAUUAUUUAUCAUUCUUAGAUUGAUACCUACUUAUUUGCAAUUUGAGAGACCUGCUCGAGUGUAUUACACUUGACCUGGAAAUAAUUAAUUUUGUUCCUGAUGAUCGUAAUAUUCAUACUGAAUAUUCGCCAUGAAAGUGUUGAUAGUUUGAAUAAUUCUGUUGAUUUGAUUAUUAAAAUGUUCGUUGAAAUCUG